This is a messenger RNA of Entamoeba invadens IP1, 366 nucleotides long. Its product is annotated as Amoebiasin-2 precursor, putative. NCBI's taxonomy places the organism in Eukaryota, Evosea, Mastigamoebida, Endamoebidae. The record is from RefSeq and is a predicted model, not a curated record. The coding region runs from base 1 to 366 and encodes 121 amino acids. The transcript has a single exon.
AUGAAUAUAUCUCUUCUCUUUGUUUUACUCAUCGGAGCGUUCAGUGUCAAGACAAGAUUGACCGAAAAAGAGAACGAAAAAGUUAUUAAAGUCAAACUAGAAGAUACUAUUGAAAUUAAUGUCAGAACAAAUCCAACAACAGGAUACGACUGGAAUAUGAAACUUAAUAACGCUAAAUUAAUCUUGUCAAGCGACACAACUACUGCGGUGCCUCAUGAACCUUCUAUGGUAGGAUUCCCUUCAGAUAGACUUUUCGUCUUGAAACCUCAAGAACCAGGAACAACUAUUAUUGAAUUAAAUUAUAUAAGACCGUGGAUGCCAGAUAAUGCUGCUCGUAAGUUGAAAUACACUAUUAUCAUUCAAUAA